Molecule: messenger RNA, 790 nt
Organism: Pseudovirgaria hyperparasitica
Lineage: Eukaryota; Fungi; Ascomycota; Dothideomycetes; Acrospermales; Acrospermaceae
Exons: 2
Coding region: 192-650 (152 amino acids)
Source: RefSeq, a predicted model, not a curated record
AUCAUCAAGAGGGUUAUUGACACCACCACGGAACUGAUGUUGUCAACCGGAUGAAUUGACUGAAUUGCAUGGUAGAUCGAUGUGAUGAUGCCUGAGGCCGCGAUAUUCGCACCCUUCCCAAAUGCACUCUGAAAAUUGAGCGUUCAUCGACUGUCUUCCAAAGCUAAUAAUUCCGUACCACCUAUUCCAAGAUGGCAAUCUUUACUUCCUCUACGAUCAUCCGCCUCACCUCCAUCCUGCAUCUCACAAUUGCGUACUACCUGCUUGUGUCGCCAAAGACAGUCGCUGACCAGAAUUUUGUGUACAUGUUAGGGGAAGCUAUGGGCAUCCCCCAAGUCACUGCCUUCAACAAGGCAUCCCCUGUUACAGCUCUUCUUGCCGUUCUAUUCGCGUUCCUCGGGCUCUCCGAUUUCGUAGCCGCGUCCAUCAACGAAGAAGCUUCCGUCGCAUACUGGAGCGCACAAACGCCUGUUCGACUGAUAUUCCUGUUCAUCAUCUCGGGAUACACAUAUCUGUUCAAGAGGGGUGGUAUUUUGAGUGCCAAAGGCGUCUCAUAUCGAGCAGGAGCAGGAGAUGAGCUGAAGAACAGCGUGGUGUUCGGCUGGGCUUUUGUGGAGAUCACGGCUUGGUUCUGGGUAAGAAAGACAUGACUUUGGCUCAUGAGAACUUACUGAUCUCCGCUCUAGGUCUUUGCAACUAUGAAAGAGGAACGGAGGCAGACCGCUGUGCGCGCCGAGGAAAGAAAGAAGAGGGAAGAAAAUAUGCUGUAGUGAGGCUUCCGGCUAUCUGU